Molecule: messenger RNA, 1587 nt
Organism: Penicillium macrosclerotiorum
Lineage: Eukaryota; Fungi; Ascomycota; Eurotiomycetes; Eurotiales; Aspergillaceae
Exons: 7
Coding region: 1-1587 (528 amino acids)
Source: RefSeq, a predicted model, not a curated record
AUGUGGUUUACCUUUAGCACAGCCAUCAUACUAGCAUCUUCAGUGCUUGGACUCGGAGAGCCUCCUUAUUUUGCAGAUUUGACAUGGGAACCCCCAAGAACCUUGUCGAAUUUGCCAAAUCUAACGGUGAAGGCUAAAACCGGGACUUUCAUUGGUAUUUUCAACGACACGUAUCCUAAUGUGCGUCAAUUCUUGCGGGUUCCAUUUGCGCAGCCACCCGUGGGCGAUCUACGUUGGCUUCCGCCCCAGAAGCUUCCCCCUUCGGACAAAAAAUACGAUGCAACCACGUAUGGUCCUGCAUGCCCCCAGUACGUCGAAUCUGUAGACUCGUUCUGGAAAACCUACGAGCCUGAAAGUUUCGUUAUCAGUCCUGGAGAGAACCUUACCCAAGGCUCAGUUGCCUGGUCGUCUGCUGAAGACUGCCUGUCCAUAGCAAUAUGGACUCCCUCCUACGCUAACAAUACAUCUAAACUCCCAGUUGCAUUAUUUGCCACUGGAGGCGCCGGGGUCGAAGGAGGUAUCAAUAUUCCCGCCCACCUGCCAUCCCAAUGGGUGUCCCGCUCCCAGGAGCAUAUCGCGAUUGCUUUGAACUACAGGGUGAAUAUAUUUGGAAAUCCAAAGUCCAGGGCUCUGAACGAGACAUCCCUCAGUUUGCUGGAUGUGAGAGCGGCGGUUGAGUGGGUAUAUGAAAAUAUCGAAGCUUUUGGAGGAGAUCCCAAAAACAUCAUGGCAAGUUCACUUUGGGGCCAGUCACAAGGAGGGGCUUUGGCACACAUGUACACUCUUGCAUUCCCAGAAAACCCCCUCGUUGCUCGGUACGGUAUCAUCUCCGAACAGCCUUCUGUCAAGAUCGACCUCUCUACAGCAAAUGAUGUUUACCUCGAUUUCGACAUUGUCGCCAAGGGCCUUGGGUGCAAUUACGGGGACGAUGCCGGGGCGGAACUCAACUGCAUGCGUAUGUUAUCUUGGGUACAGAUUGAAGAGUAUAUAAAUCGUUACACCGGCAACCGACGGAUCUCUUUUAUGGACUACAUACCCGAUGAGCGAUAUAUCUUUUCCAACGAAACACAGCGCUAUGUAGAAGGUAAGGUAGCUAAGGGCCCAGCCAUCCGCUCCUUUGCGGCACGGGAAAUAGCAGUAGACAACAACAUUACAUCAUCGCAAGUGGACGCACAGAAGUGGGUUUGUAGUGCACUCUCAGAUACGGUAUUGCGUUAUACGCAUGGUUUGGAUACAUAUCGUUAUUUCUGGGCUGGCAACUUCUCGAAUAUUAGCCCAGUGUCUUGGCUAGGAGCUUUCCACUUCUCCGACCUGUACAUGAUAUUUGGGACGUACGUCAAGAAUGCCGGUGAGAUAUCUCAGCUUGAGAUCAGCACUUCUCGUGCCAUGCAGGACUUUAUGCUGGCUUUCCUCAAAGACCCAAAUUCUCUCCCAGAGACUGUCGGUUGGCCUUUAUUCAACCCCAAUUCACCGAAUGGAGGGUCUAUCAUUGAGUUUGGCAAAGAUUUGCCGGCGAUAAAUAUCACCGGGCAUUAUCUAGACGGAGGCUGUUAUAACUCGUCCAUUCCAUUUCGAGUGAAUGGUUAA